Messenger RNA from Linum trigynum, 1378 nucleotides. The record is from the annotation of a GenBank genome assembly. NCBI's taxonomy places the organism in Eukaryota, Viridiplantae, Streptophyta, Magnoliopsida, Malpighiales, Linaceae.
GGCAACCGAUUUGGGAUGGACUUGUUGGAGAGUUGGCUAGGGUUCCUUUUGUGGUUUAUUUCAUGGAUAUCCUUCCUCAGUUCUGUACGUUGAGCUUAGGGCGUCGUCUUGGUAAUCACUUGGAUGGAGGGCUUGAGAACCGCCAAUUGGGAAUUUAUGCUGAUCAUCCUGGGCAGUCAGAUCCCUUCAUUAAGGCGCGUGUUUUCAUUGAUGCUGAGGCUCCGCUCCGGUCCAGGCUAUUUGCACAAAAUGACAAUCGCGGAGGGUUCUGGACCCGGCUGGAUUAUGAGUACUUUCCAUUGUUUUGUUUCAAUUGUGGUCGACUCGGUCAUGGGAAUGCUACCUGUUCUUUGCCUCCACCUCCACCGGGUUCGGAGAUUUACAGCAGUUCGAUGUCGGUCCACCCUCAUGGUAUUCUGCUUGAUGAGGUAACCUUUCUGCCGGUUGGUCAUCUCGCAGUACCACGUCGCGGGCGUGGUCGUGGUCGCUUCACUUGGGUUCAUCCUCGGAACCGUGGGGGAUAUGCUUCUCACAAUCGCCCUGUUCAGGAAGAGCAACCAGUAGAUGUCGAUCCUUGGCAGCAUCAGGCAGUCUUGGCAUUAACGGCUGGGGAGCCAGCAGGUAUGACUUUGGUGCCUCCGCCAACUGCUUUUGGUGGGUCUCGUCGAACUGGAAGAGGUCAGAUUCCUGUCCAGCGACACCCUCAUGUGGUGUUACCGCCCAUUCGUAUUUCAGAGGUAUCUUCAGCUCCCUCUCGUUCACUGAUUUAUGAUGCCGCUAAAGGGAAAGGCAAGGCUACGGUUCAAGAGGCGGAGACAGAUGACAAGGACUUUCCGCUGGGAGAGACCUCGGCUGCCCCUCCUCGGCCUGGGUUCCGUAUGUUCUUGUCUGAUGCAGAGAUGGAGAUUGAUUGUUCCAAGCGGACUGCGUCGAAAAGGGAGGCAGAGGAGCAAGGUGCUAGUGGUGUGGUGGAUGAUCUAGAGUUCCAACCUGCAGCGAAGAGACAUCAUGGGGAGGAGGAGGAAGGUUCAGGUGACAUUCUAGGAACUGUGGAGGCAGCCAGCAGUGAAUGGCCCCACCCUGCUGAAUGAGAUGUUUAGCUUGGAAUUGUCGAGGCUUAGGUCCGGCCUUGACGGUUCAAGCCUUAGAAGGACUGGUUCGUGUGCAUAAUCCUUGUGUCUUAUUUCUAUCUGAAACUCGUAAUGAUCGUAGCUAUGUUCGUGAUAUUAUUAUGUCUCUUGGUUAUGUUGAUUGUCGGAUUGUGGAUCCUUUAGGAACUUCAGGGGGCCUUGUUGCUGCUUGGAGUUCUGAUGUGUCUAUUACUUUCUUAUGUAAAGACUCUUUCUAUAUUUCUUUGCAAUUAAGUAUGGAUGGAGUG